Messenger RNA from Mesocricetus auratus (golden hamster), 2953 nucleotides. Its product is annotated as 5-hydroxytryptamine receptor 5B. The transcript is spliced from 2 exons. Gene Ontology annotation, molecular function: G protein-coupled serotonin receptor activity. The record is from RefSeq and is a predicted model, not a curated record. NCBI's taxonomy places the organism in Eukaryota, Metazoa, Chordata, Mammalia, Rodentia, Cricetidae. Gene Ontology annotation, biological process: adenylate cyclase-activating adrenergic receptor signaling pathway. The coding region runs from base 732 to 1844 and encodes 370 amino acids. Gene Ontology annotation, cellular component: plasma membrane.
AACUCCAGUGCUCAAAAAGCCCUCCUUCUCUAGGAGCUGGGAAUCUAGCGGUCAGGAUGAAGCUGCGCUAUUUCACGCACUGCAAUAUUUGGUACUCUUGCUCCGGAUACAGGUAGAAUCGGGGCUUCGAGAAACCACAAUGCCUUUGGCUGGGACUCCAAUGUCUUCAGUGUCUAACAGAGCCACCAAUUCCGCAGGAGGCAUGUGAGGAAGUAGUGGCUACAGAAUCAUGACAGGAUUGUUAAAAACCUUCCCCGGAGGCGGAGGCGGCCGCUACGAUUCUCUCCGCCCGCCUGGGACAGCGCUACAGCUACAGCUCCUAUUGGUGGAGGCUCCAUACCUCCUCCGCCCACUUCAGCCCACACCAGGGGCCCCUGGGUUCCAGCCACUAUCCAUGGGAGGUCUGUCUGAGCCAUCCCUGCGCUCAGACAUCGGUCCCCAGCCCUCAGCAGCCAGUUACCCUGAAGACCACAAAGGGACCUGGAGAUCCUGAUGCGCUGGGCAAAGCUGAAUUAAGGGAUCCCACUCAUUUUUUUCCAACCUGGAAAAAAGGACCCACGAAAGCCGCCAAAAGAAGCGCGAAAGGGAGGCUGCAGUUUGGAAAAAGAACCAGGGUGGCGCGAUUUAGACUUCUCUGCGGUACAGGGAACGAAGCGCCUCCUUCUAUUUCGCCACCCAUUCAGUCCAUGCAACCACGCGCACAUCUGCCCAAGAGCCCAAGUCCCUGAACAAUGGAAGUCUCUAACCUCUCAGGCGCCACCCCUGGCUUGGCCUUUACCUCGGAGCCGGAGAGCUGCAGUGACAGCUCAGGUUCCACCAGGGGCGUGGGGUGCACCCCAGGUGGGCUCCUCUUGCCUGACCGUGAGCCACACUUCUCCAUCUUCACCGUGCUCGUGGUGACUCUAUUGGUCUUGCUGAUCGCUGCCACUUUCUUAUGGAAUCUGCUAGUUCUGGUUACCAUCCUGCGUGUCCGUACCUUCCACCGCGUACCACAUAACUUGGUGGCCUCUACAGCCGUCUCCGACGUGCUUGUGGCGGCCCUGGUGAUGCCACUGAGCCUGGUAAGCGAGUUGUCGGCUGGACGACGUUGGCAGCUGGGCAGAAGUCUGUGCCACGUGUGGAUCUCCUUUGACGUGUUAUGCUGCACGGCCAGCAUCUGGAACGUGGCUGCCAUCGCCCUGGACCGCUACUGGACCAUCACGCGUCACCUACAAUACACGCUGCGCACCCGGCGCCGGGCUUCUGCGCUCAUGAUCGGGGUCACCUGGGCACUGUCCGCGCUCAUCGCGCUCGCCCCGCUGCUCUUUGGCUGGGGCGAAGCCUAUGAUGCUCGGCUGCAGCGUUGCCAGGUGAGCCAGGAGCCCUCCUAUGCUGUCUUCUCCACUUGCGGAGCCUUCUACUUGCCUCUGGCCGUGGUGCUCUUCGUCUACUGGAAGAUUUACAAAGCAGCCAAGUUUCGCUUUGGCCGCAGACGGAGGGCUGUGGUACCCUUGCCCGCCACCACGCAGGCAAAGGAGGUGCCUGAGGAGGCUGAGAUGGUAUUCACAGCACGUGGCCGAGCUACAGUGACCUUCCAGACAAGCGGAGACUCAUGGCGGGAGCAGAAGGAGAAGCGAGCGGCCAUGAUGGUGGGGAUCUUGAUCGGUGUGUUUGUGCUGUGUUGGAUCCCCUUCUUCCUGACAGAGCUCAUCAGCCCACUCUGUGCCUGUAGCCUGCCACCCAUCUGGAAAAGCAUAUUCCUGUGGCUUGGGUAUUCCAACUCCUUCUUCAACCCCUUGAUUUACACAGCCUUUAAUAAGAACUACAAUAAUGCCUUCAAGAGCCUCUUCACUAAGCAGAGAUAAGAAGGGCUGGGGGACACAGGGGAAGACCAGGGAAGGGCAAGGGGAUUUGUAACUCCCAUUUCACCAGAGACCUGGGGCCUUCUCUCCACCACACACUAAUGACACUUCUAAAGUUAUACCAUUGGGCCUGGAAUGUGGAUGAGUUCUCAUGAAGGGUGACAUCUGUUUGGCAAACACGCCCAUGCCUUCUACAGAAGGGCACAACAGACAGUACUAGUGGAGUGUGGUACAUGUCUACACUAGGCAGAAGCCCUGCCAACCCCUUACAGGAUGUAUUUUAGGCAUUUCUGGUAAUGCAUUGGACUUGACCUGUGACAAAGCUGAUUUGCUUUUGUUUUAAUACUAUGUUCCUCAGUGAGGGUCUCUCAGGGCUUUCCUGAGGCUGUCUCCUUGACACAGCUUCUCCCCUACCCUUAAUCCACCAGAGGAGUCUACCUUUAUUAGCUUCUUACAUACAUAUCCUCCACAAGGUGACGAUUCUCAGUUUGCAAACUGAUGAACCUCACCUGAAACCUUGUUAAAAAGUGUUCCAAGCAGGUGUCUUCAAGACGGCUCAGUGCCACCAAGCUUGGUGACCUGCUUUUAACCCUUGAGACCCACACAGUGAAAGGAAAGAGAGAAAGCUGUCUCUGGAUAUGUGUCAGCUGCCUUCUCCCCCAUGUGCACACAAAAUAAACAGUGCGUAUCAUUUAAAAAUGGAAAAAGUGUCCAGUAAUUCACAGACUGAGCCAGACUCUCAAAGAGGCCUGGUGGUCUAGUACUGCAGUGUCUCAGUGGUUUUUCUGUUUUAUUUUUGUUGUCAUUAUUUUGAGACAGGGUCUCCUAUGUAGCCCUGACUGGGCUGGGACUCAAUAUGUUACCAAGUUGGCCUCUAACUAAAGGGAUUCACCUGCCUUUACCCCCUGAGUGCUGGGACUAAAGAUGAGCAUAUCAUCAUGCCCAGCUUUUAUUAUUUGUUUGUUUGUUUUUUAACAAGUAAUUAGUCCAUGUGAGAUACUCCUGGGUGCUUACAUUACUCUUCAAAGUUUUGUUUUUCUAAGAUUUGCUUUUAUUUUUACUGAUGUGUAUAUGUGUGUAUAUACUGGUAUCUGCAGGGACCAGAAGAGGGU